AUGGCGCCGUUCUCGCCGUCGAAGAAGAAGAAAUCCGCCAAGGCGGCCGCGGGCGUCGCGGAUGCGCCCGCCGGGCCGGCCGUCGUGCCGUGGAGCCAGAUGAAGACGGACUUGCUCCGCGGCACCGUGCGCCUCACGGAGCAGCUCGACGUUCUGGACACCACCGCGGUCGCGUGGCCGGGCGUCAACGACGCGGUCUUGUACAUCCGCGAUAAGAUCGAGGUCGCGUUCGCGCGCGCGGACGCGAACGAAGCCACCAUCGCGCCGUUGAAAUCGCGCGUCGCGCGGCUGGAGGAUGACUUGCGUCAAGCGCGCGGCGACGUCGCGGAGAUGCGCGGCCUCCGAUUGGACGACGAGGCCGAGAUCAAGGGCCUGCGCGAAGACCUCGAAGAGCGCACGCGCGGGUUCGAGAUCGAGUGCGAGGAGAAGGAGGAGCGGAUCAAGGAGAGGGACGAGCUCGCGACGCAGCUCGAGUUUCUCGAGGCUGAGCUCGACGGCGUGCGCGCCGCGGAGGCGGAGUUGCGCGCGGAGGUGAAGGCGAAGACGGAGGAACUGAAGGACCUGACGGCGUCGCGCGACGACAGCGACGACGAGGUGCGGAGGCUGAAGGACAUGAGCAACACGCAGGCGAUCGAGGCGGCGAAGAUGCGCGUGCAGCUGGAGGAUCUGCGCGGGAAUUACGCCAAGGUGAGCGCGGACGCGAUGAAGUUUCGGCUCCAAGCGGAGACGCUCGAGGGGAACAACGGGCGGCUGCAAGCGAAGACGACCGCGGCGAUCGACGAGGCGGAGAAGCUCCGGAAGUGGCACGACUGGGCGAAAGCCUCCGAGGUGGUGUCUCUGCAGGGCGAACUCGACGUCGUGAAGCAAGAGAGGGACAUGCUGCAGAGGGAUUUGCAGUCGAGACUCGCGGAGAGUCGGAGGCUGACGACGCAAAACGAGGAGUGGGCGAAAGACGUCAAGGCGCUGCGAAGCGACGUGUUCGCGCGCGAGGGGAAACUCGGGCGGUGCGAGGCUGAGCUCGCGGCGUUGAACCGGAGCUUGAAGCAGAGCGAGACGGAGCUCAUGGUGGCGAAGGAGCAGAGCGAGCGCAGGGCGGAGGACACCGCCAAGGCGGCGCUCGACGCGGUGAAGUUAAGGGCGAAAUUCGAGGAGGAAAAACUGAGGCAACAGGCGACGUUGCUGUCGAUACGGUCGGGGCAUCAGAAAGAGAUGCACGAGGCGAAGGAUACGCACGCGAUGGAGAUGAUGGCCGCGCGGAAGGACGCGCAGGCGGCGUGGACGCUCGCGCGAGAGCUCGAGGCGAAGGUUUUAGUGCAGAGCGGAAUGCUCUCGAAGAACCAAAAGGAUCACGUGCGCGCGAUGCGCAUCGGGCAGCGGAUCACGGACCACAAGGCUGAGGAGCUCGAGAGGGCGAAGGCGGAGAUGGACGCGAUCAAAAAGGGGAGCGCGAAGUACGAGAAGAUGUUCCGUCCCGCGCAGGAUAGGGACCUUCCGGAGCGAUGGAAGAAUGAGCGGUUGGAGAGCAUGAUGGCGCAGACGCGUUCGGAGGUGGGCAUGCCGGGGGCGCCGAAAACGCCUGGUUAA
This is a messenger RNA of Micromonas pusilla CCMP1545, 1584 nucleotides long. RefSeq lists its product as uncharacterized. Bases 1 to 1584 code for a protein of 527 amino acids. The record is from RefSeq and is a predicted model, not a curated record. The transcript is spliced from 4 exons. NCBI's taxonomy places the organism in Eukaryota, Viridiplantae, Chlorophyta, Mamiellophyceae, Mamiellales, Mamiellaceae.